CCCCCGGGGCUGCAGUGGUUGAGUCCUGCCCAGCCCUGGCGCAGUCCGAGCGAGGAUGCGAGGAGAGGGCUGAGGCUGUGGCGCCCCCUGCGGGUCGAGGCCGAUGGCCGCGGAGGUGCCCUCGGGCACGGCUCUGGUGCCAGAGCUGGAGCCGCUGCGCUGUGGCAUCUGCGGGCACCACUUCUGCUGCCCCAAGGUGCUGCCCUGCCUGCACUCCUUCUGCCAGAGGUGCCUGCAGGGCUAUGUGCCCGCGCAGAGCCUGACGCUGUCGUGCCCGCUGUGCCGCCGCAGCUGCAUCGUGCCCGCCGGGGGGGUGGCCGCGCUGCAGGACAACCUCUUCCUGACCGGGCUGAUGGAGCAGCUCCAGCGCCCGCCCCCCGCGCAGCCCCCCGGCAGCCCCCCCCCGCCCGCCCCCCCGCAGCCGCUCUGCUGCCCCAACCACGAGGGCAAGGUGAUGGAGUUCUACUGCGAGCCCUGCGAGACUGCCAUGUGCCAGGAGUGCACCGGCGGCGAGCACCGAGGGCACCGCACGGUGCCCCUGCGGGACGUGCUCCAGCAGCACAAAGCUGCCCUGCAGCUCCAGCUCGACGCCGUCCGUGCCAGGCUGCCGCAGCUGUCGGCUGCCAUCGGGCUGGUGUCGGAGAUCAGCAGGCAGCUCGGCGAGCGCCGCGCGGAGGCUGCCGCCGAGAUCGGUGCCACCUUCCAGGAGCUGGAGGAGGCUCUGCGCCAGCGCCGGGCAGCGCUCGAGCGCGACCUGGAGGCCACCUGCGCUGCCAAGCAGAAGGUGCUGUCGGCGCAGCUGGAGGCGCUGCGGCAGGGCCAGGCGCACAUCGCCAGCAGCCUGCGGCUGACCGAGCGCGUCCUGGAGCGAGGCUCCGCGCCCGAGGUGCUGCUGGUGCGGAAGCAGAUGUGGGAGCGCCUGGCGGAGCUGGCGGCGCAGCGCCUGCCCGAGCAGCCCCACGAGAACGCGCAGCUCGACUACUGCGCCGACCCCGAGCCCCUGCGCCAGGGCAUCCGCGCCCUGGGCACCCUGGUCACCACCAGCGCCACGGCGCACCAGACGGUGGCCACGGGCGAGGGGCUGCGGCAGGCCGUGGUGGGGCAGCCCGCGUCGCUCAGCGUCACCACCAAGGACAAGGACGGGGAGCUGGUGCGCAGCGGCAGUGCCAGGCUGCGCUUCCAGGUGACGGGCGCGGACGGGACGGCGGCCGAGGCGGAGGUGCUGGACAACCGGAACGGCACCUACGAGCUGCUGUACACGGCGCGGGGCGAGGGCGAGCUGCUGCUCUCCAUCCUGCUCUACGGACAGCCCAUCCGCGGCAGCCCCUUCCGCGCCCGCGCACUGCGCCCCUGCGACCUGCCCGCGGCCGCCGACGACGCCAAGCGCAGGGUCAAGUCCCCGGGGGCGGGGGGCGGCGGCGGCCACGUGCGGCAGAAGGCGGUGCGGAGACCCUCGAGCAUGUACGGCAGCGGCAAGCGCAAGGACAACCCCAUCGAGGACGAGCUCAUCUUCCGCGUGGGCAGCCGCGGGCGGGAGAAGGGAGAGUUCAGCAACCUGCAGGGCAUCUGCGCCUCCAGCAGCGGCCGCAUCGUGGUGGCUGACAGCAACAACCAGUGUGUGCAGGUGUUCUCCAGCGAGGGGCAGUUCCGGCUGCGGUUCGGGGUCCGUGGGCGCUCCCCCGGGCAGCUGCAGCGCCCCACGGGGGUGGCAGUGGACUCGGGUGGGGACAUCAUCGUGGCCGACUAUGACAACCGCUGGGUCAGCCUCUUCUCGCCAGAGGGCAAGUUCAAGAGCAAGAUCGGCGCCGGGAGGCUGCUGGGCCCCAAGGGCGUGGCCGUGGACCGCAACGGGCACCUGGUGGUGGCAGACAGCAAAGGCUGCGCCGUGCUCAUCUUCCAGCCCAGCGGCAAACUGCUCACCAAGUUCGGCUCCCGCGGCGCCGCCGACCGCCAGCUGGCAGGGCCUCACUUCGUGGCAGUCAACAGGAAGAACGAGAUUGUGGUCACAGACUUCCACAACCACUCCGUCAAGGUGUACAGCUCGGACGGGGAGUUCCUGUUCAAGUUCGGGUCCCAUGGGGAGGGCAAUGGACAGUUCAAUGCCCCCACCGGGGUGGCAGUGGAUGCCAACGGCAACAUCAUCGUGGCCGACUGGGGCAACAGCCGCAUCCAGGUGUUCGACAGCUCUGGCUCCUUCCUGUCCUACAUCAACACUGCUGCAGAUCCUCUCUACGGCCCCCAGGGGCUGGCACUGGCACCCGAUGGGCACGUCCUGGUGGCUGACUCUGGCAACCACUGCUUCAAGGCCUAUCGCUACCUGCAGUAGCCUGGGCACAUGGGCAUGGCCCUGGCGACCUGGGCACAGCCCUGGGCACAGCCACACAGCCUCUGCGUCAGGAUCUGCGACCUGCAGUAGCCAUGGGCAGGUGGGCACAGCCCUGGGCACGACACAGCCUCUGCUUCAAGGCCUUCUGCUGCCUGCAGCAGCCAUGGGCACAGCCCUGGGGACAUGGGCACAGCCCUGGGCACAGCCACACAGCCUCUGCUUCAGGAUCUGCUACCUGCAGUAGCCAUGGGGACGUUGGCACAGCCCUGGGCACAGCCACACAGCCUCUGCUUCAGGAUCUGCUACCUGCAGUAGCCAUGGGGACGUUGGCACAGCCCUGGGGACAUGGGCACGGCCCUGGGCACAGCAACACAGCCUCUGCUUCGAAGCCUUCUGCUGCCUACAGCAGCCAUGGGCACAGCCCCGGGGACAUGGGCACAGCCCUGGGCACAGUGACACAGCCUCUGCUCCAAAGCCUUCUGCUGCCCACAGCUGCCACCAGUGUGGGCACAGGAGGGCAGCCCUGGGCACAUCAACCUGGGCACAGCUUCCAGACUCAGUGCUGCCUGCAGGAGCCUUGGGGACAGUGACCCAGCCACAGCCUCCAGCUCUGCCACCACCGUGGCACAUGGGCACAGCCCUGGGGACCCCAACCCAAGCACAGCUUCAAGGAUGCCACUACCUGCAGUAGGGCUGGGGACAGCCUUGGGGACACUGGGGACAGCCUUGGGGACACUGGGGGCAGCCAUGGGGACA
This is a messenger RNA of Pogoniulus pusillus (Red-fronted tinkerbird), 3082 nucleotides long. It is a transcript of the gene TRIM3, whose product is annotated as tripartite motif containing 3. Bases 104 to 2326 code for a protein of 740 amino acids. Gene Ontology annotation, molecular function: zinc ion binding; protein binding; translation repressor activity. The transcript is spliced from 13 exons. Lineage: Eukaryota; Metazoa; Chordata; Aves; Piciformes; Lybiidae. Gene Ontology annotation, biological process: protein polyubiquitination; negative regulation of translation; proteasome-mediated ubiquitin-dependent protein catabolic process. The record is from RefSeq and is a predicted model, not a curated record.